Messenger RNA from Closterium sp. Naga37s-1, 1392 nucleotides. NCBI's taxonomy places the organism in Eukaryota, Viridiplantae, Streptophyta, Zygnematophyceae, Desmidiales, Closteriaceae. The record is from the annotation of a GenBank genome assembly.
AUGAUGUUCGCGCGCGGGAAGGUCAACAUUCUCCUCAAGCGCCUCGUGCAGGACAUGCGGAAGAUGCUGCUGCCCUUUACCGCGCUCAAACUCAAGGAAUCCCGGAAAAACAACCUGAAGGACUUCCUCCACGUGGCAGGCCCUCUGGGCGUGACGCACUUCCUCAUGCUCUCCAAGUCUGACGUGUCACCUUAUCUGCGCGUCGCGCGCACGCCACGUGGACCCACCCUCACCUUCCGCGUCCUCGACUACUCCCUCGCUGCUGACGUGGCCAAGUCCCAGAGGCGCCCCUACGUGCCAGCUGGCGUGUUCGAGGCGCCACCGCUGGUGGUGAUGAACGGCAUGGGGGCAAGUGGCAAGGGCACGGAGCAUCUGAAGCUCAUGACCAUCAUGUUCCAGAACAUGUUUCCACCCAUCAACGUGUCCACUGUGAAACUGUCUGACUGCAGGCGGGUCCUCCUUCUCAACCACGACCCUGCCAGUGGUACUAUCGACAUGCGCCACUACGCCAUCACUGCGCGCCCUGUGGGAGUGUCCAAGCCGCUGCGCAAUCUCGUGCACCACCACGCACUGCCCAACCUCAGCCACCUCUCCGAUAUUAGUGAACUCGUUACAAGGCCGGCAGCCUAUCCCUCAGACAGUGAAGCGGAUGAAGGGAGUCGGGUGCAGGCUCCCCAGGACAUGGGGCGGGGCGUGCGGGCAGCGCAGCAGAGCCAGGUGAAGCUGCACGAGCUGGGGCCACGUGUCACCCUGCUAUUGGUCAAGGUGGAGGAGGGGCUGUCCAACGGUGCCGUUAUGUACCACCGAUUCGUGGAGAAGACAGCAGAGGAGGAGGCGGAUCUGCAGCAGAGGGCAGAGGAGCGGCAGAGGGAGAAGAAGAGGCGGAAGGAGGAGCAGGAGGCCAACGUGCGGAGGAAGAAGAUGCUCAAAGCAUCGAAGGGCAAGGCAGGUGGUGGGGAGGACAGCGAUGGGGAGGAAGAGCAAGGGAAGGCGGUGGGGGCGAGGGAGGGGGAGGGAGAGGAGGAGGAGGAGGAUGACGUGGACUGGUAUCGCAAGGAGGUUGGGGAGGAGCCUGAUGACAUCCAUUACCUUCCUCGCUCUGCUGCUCCCACACUCCAACCUCACAAGGAGGAGGAGGAGGAGGAGGAGGAUGUAGACUGGUACCUCAAGGAGGUUGGCGAGGAGCCCGAUGACAUAGGGGGAGAGGCUUUGGGCGCGGUAGAGGAGGGGGGAGGGGCAGGGGCAGAGGGAGGGGGAGGGGUCGUGGGGGAGGCGGUAGAGGGGGGGAAGCAGGUGGAAGAGGGGGGAGGAGUGGGGGGCGGGGGGGAGGUGGGCGAGGUGGGUGGUCACCGUCAGGGCGUGGAGGAGGGAGGGGAGGACGAGGUGGGAUGA